AUGUCUUUAACAUCCAAGGAAGCUUUCAGUAAGCUUCCGCAAAAAUUGCAUAACUUUUUCAUCAAAUUUCCACCAAGACCAUUUGCCGAAUAUUCAUCAAAACCAUCAACCAUUCAAGAUCCAAAAAUGAAUCCAUUUUUAGCCAAUAAAAAUAUUGAAACAGGCAGAUGGCAGGGGGCUAAAUAUUCGUUGAGAAGAUCGGCUGACUUGUUUAAAAUGGCCCACAAGUUCGGUAUUCAUGACUUAUUACCACCACUUCCACAGAAGAAAUUCUACGAAGAAAAGUACAAUGAUAAGAACUGGAUGAGAGGUGUAUUGAACCAGAAGAAACACAAAUGGGAAAGAAACUUACCUGAAAAGAUCAAGCAAAAAGAGGCUGCUAUUUCAGAGAUGGACGAAAUUAUCAUGGCCACUAGACCCAAAUAUAGAAAACAAGUCCAGAAGAGAGAAGAAACCAAGAAGAACUGGUGGUAA
Molecule: messenger RNA, 474 nt
Organism: Debaryomyces tyrocola
Lineage: Eukaryota; Fungi; Ascomycota; Pichiomycetes; Serinales; Debaryomycetaceae
Source: the annotation of a GenBank genome assembly